AUGACCCAAGUCAACUCAGAGCCAUUCGAUAUCAUUUUUGCGGGAGGAGGUACAACUGCAUGUGUCACAGCAGGCCGCCUUGCAGCCGCGGACCCUUCACUUCGAAUUCUCAUCUUGGAAGCUGGUCCACACGUCCGUGACAACCCAACUCACGUUCAACCAGGCCGUUUUUACAGCAAUCUGGCCGCUCCUGGCAAAACUUUGACGUACCAUGUCGCGAACGCAAGUCAGGCCUUGAACGGCCGUUCUCCUAUUGUGCCGUGUGGGAGGUGUGUGGGAGGCGGUUCGAGUGUGAACUUUGUCAUGUAUACCCGAGCCCCUGCUUCAGACUACGAUGAUUGGGAGAAACUCGGCAACCCUGGCUGGGGUUCGAAGGAUCUCGUCCCUCUCGCCAAUAAAGUCGAGACCUUCCAAAGCGAUGGGUUCACCAAUCAUGGCACUUCUGGUCCAAUCAAGGUGUCAAUGGGUGCGCUGACUACCCCGGGACCCGACUUCCUCGAUGUUGCAGCAAUGUAUGAUAAGGACAGAUCUGCAGCUAAAGAUGCGAACGAUUUUGGCAAGUGUGACCAGUACGCGCCCUGGUACAAAUACAUCGAUGGUAUCACAGGAAAACGUUCAGAUGCCGCGCAUCAUUUCAUCUACAAUCAGGACCACAACAAGAAUUUAGUGGUUCAAGAGCGAUGUCGGAUUACCCGUGUCAUCUUCGACGGAAACAAGGCCGUUGGAGUUGAAUAUGCAGAUGAUCGAGUUGGGCGCUCUCCUGAUGGCGAAGCUCCAAUUUUAAAGGCGACUGCGUCUCGCCUCGUUGUGGUCUCUGCAGGAGCAUUUGGUUCACCCGCCAUACUGGAAAGGUCAGGGAUCGGGUCGAAGGAUUUGUUGCAGAAACUUGGUAUACCCCUGCUAGCUGAACUCCCCGGUGUCGGGGAGAACUAUAACGAUCACAAUCUCAUCUUCACUGGAUACUACACAGUUCCCGAUGCCGACACCUUGGACGAUAUUUUCCACGGGAGUGAGAAAGAAGUUGAACCCUAUGUACAGCAAUGGAAGGAGGAGGGGAAAGGUCUUAUGGCUCAUAACGGGAUUGAUGCUGGUAUCAAGAUUCGACCGACGGACAAGGAUUUGAAGGAGCUUGGCCCUAGUUUCAAGCAAAGAUGGGAAGACUUCUUUCAAAAUUCCCCUGACAAGCCCGUUAUGUGGCUCGGCGUUCUUGCAGCUUAUACAGGCCUGGACCCUAAUCAACCUAGGGGAAAGUACUAUUCCAUGGGGUACUAUACGGAAUACCCUGUUUCUACAGGACAUGUCCACGUCAAGGCAGCACAAGAUCCCUACGCGGCACUCGACUUCGAGACGGGUUUCCUGAACGAACCCGCCGACCUCCCCGUGCUCAGAUGGAGCUACAAACGUACACACGAACUGGCUCGCCGUAUGAAGUGUUAUCGUGGAGCGCUCCCCACCCAGCACCCAGCCUUCCCUAAGGGCAGCGCAGCAGCGGCAGACAUUGGCAAACAGGAUGGCCCAGUUGACAUAUCUGCCCCUCCCGUUGAGUAUUCAGAGGAAGACAAUAAAGCUAUUGAUGAGUUCCAUCGCCAGAGAGUCGAAACCACAUGGCACUCGCUUGGUACAUGCGCCAUGAAGCCAAGAGAGAUGAAAGGCGUUGUGGACUCCAACUUGAACGUGUAUGGUGUGCAGAACCUGAAAGUAGCAGACAUGAGUAUAGCACCUCUAAAUGUCGCGGCGAAUACGUACAACAGUGCCCUUAUCAUAGGUGAAAAGGCUGCGGUUAUUAUUGCUCGAGAGCUUGGAAUUAAGGCGGUUUAG
Marasmius oreades (fairy-ring Marasmius) is the source of this 1818-nucleotide messenger RNA. RefSeq lists its product as uncharacterized. The record is from RefSeq and is a predicted model, not a curated record. Gene Ontology annotation, molecular function: oxidoreductase activity, acting on CH-OH group of donors; flavin adenine dinucleotide binding. The transcript is spliced from 18 exons. NCBI's taxonomy places the organism in Eukaryota, Fungi, Basidiomycota, Agaricomycetes, Agaricales, Marasmiaceae. Bases 1 to 1818 code for a protein of 605 amino acids.